This is a messenger RNA of Synchiropus splendidus (mandarinfish), 2382 nucleotides long. It is a transcript of the gene dipk1aa, whose product is annotated as divergent protein kinase domain 1Aa. NCBI's taxonomy places the organism in Eukaryota, Metazoa, Chordata, Actinopteri, Syngnathiformes, Callionymidae. The coding region runs from base 4 to 1290 and encodes 428 amino acids. The transcript is spliced from 6 exons. The record is from RefSeq and is a predicted model, not a curated record.
GUGAUGGCGAAGGGGGUGUUUCCACGGGCCUGGAUGAAAAAGUCUUUCUACUUCCAGGCUCGGAUCUCCUUUGUCCGGGUGAAGUAUCUGUUCAUCACAUGGCUGACGGUGCUGGUGGGGAGUUGGGUGCUCUACGUGCAAUACUCUGCGUACUCUGAGCUGUGCAGAGGUCACCAGUGCAAGAGCACCAUUUGUGACAAAUACAGACAAGGAAUCAUCGGCGGUUCUGCCUGCAGUAGUCUGUGUGACAAAGAAACCUUCUACUUAAGCAGGUGCCUGUCAACACUGCCCAACAAUCAGGUCUACACGGGGAGCUGGGGCGACCGCGAUGGAAUCGUGCGCUGCAAGUUGGGAGAAGUGGCCCACUUUGAGCUGGCCGAGGAGCCGGAACCCCGGAAGGACCCUCCCACCUUUGAUAAGCCCACCAAAGGCACGUCGGCGGAGAAGUUCAAAGAGAUGGUCUUCAAUUAUCUGAAGUCCAAGCUCGGGGAACAGGCCAGCCUCACCGGCCUGGUCGCUCGGAUCCUCUCCUUCGCCGACGGAAACAAAGACGGGCGAGUGUCGCUGCCGGAGGCUCGGUCGACGUGGGCUCUCCUGCAGAUCGAUGAGGUGCUGCUGGGUCUGCUGCUUCAGGACCACGGACACACUCCACGUCUCCUCGGAUACUGCGGAGACCUCUACAUGAUGGAACGUGUCCCAAAUGGGCCGCUGUAUGGUUUCUCUCUUCCGUGGCCGCUGGAGUCCUGGGUGCCGAGCGGGCUCCAGCGCACAAUGGACCAGUGGUUCACCCCGUCCUGGCCUCGCAAGGCCAAGAUCGCCAUGGGCCUGCUGGAGCUGGUGGAAGACAUCUUUCACGGCACCUACGGCAGCUUUCUCAUCUGCGACUUGGCCGCGGUACAUUUCGGCUACACGGACCGUUACGAGCUCCAUCUCACCAACACCGGAGCAGUGGUGGCGGAGGACGAGUUCCGCCGCUCCAUGCGCGUUCUGAAGUGCGAGACGGACGAGGACUGCGUGUACAGAGCGGACUGCCAGACCUCGUGCGACCUGUCUCAGAAACGGUGCCGGGAGGAUCCGGUGCGACCGAACUUGGCGAAGGCUUGCCACACACUCAAGGAUUACCUCCUGCGGGGGGCGCCGUCAGCGCUGACGGAAGAGCUGGAGCGUCAGCUGUACGCCUGCAUCGCUCUCAGGGGCACCGCCGGACAGAUGAACAUGGAGCACUCGCUGAUCCUCAACAACCUGAAGACGCUGCUGUGGAAACAGAUCUCACACACCAAAGACUCCUGACCAGUCCAGCCUGUGAUACCAGAUGAAGUUAUUUUGUAUAGAAAUCCUAUGGACUGACGCUGCUCCGAAUGUAAGGUGGAUAGUAGAACUGGAGAGUUAUAUAUUUCGUUCAACUUUUUUUUUUUUUUUAAACGGCUCUAAAACUUGUGAACUUUUUUUGGCACUUAUUUUAAUCCUUUAAUUUUAAAGAUCUAUUGCCUUUGAAAAGUGCCCUCUCUGGAGGUGGAUAAAGCAAUCGCCAGCAAAACUUAAGGUCACAGGUUCUGUGUAAGGUAAUCGACCUAGUAUUUUAUUUUCCCUUUUUUUUGUCUGUUUCUUAUUUAAGACUGAGGCAAGAAUUUGAAGCAGGCUCACUUUGCACCCUUCACUACAAGCUGUACACUUCCAGUCAUCUUGGUAGGAGGAGCCUUUUGAAGGAGGAAGGUGAAUAUGGGACCAAGUGAAGAGACUUGAUUUGCACUCUGCAAUUGUGUCUUAUUAGUUGAGGAUGUAGUUGGGCACCAGAGGGGUGUGAAGGUCACAGAGGAACCCACUCCACCGUGCUGUUUCACCACACGAAUGCUGCACCGUGGCCACAGACAGAUAUUUAUAAUGUGAAUGUGGCCAGCUUCUGUUUUCACCUUUAUCGUUGUACUGUCACUUUGGUUGAAUUCACAGUGCCAUAUCGAGAACAUGCUGUACUCUUCUGAAUCACUACGGUCACAUGACAGCAUGUGACAGCUGUACCAUCCAGUCACCGCGGUCAUCACCACUUACACUGCGUUUGGGGACGACGUGACCUGGUUGGAUAAUCCUGUUGUCUUUGCUGCUGAGUAUGAAGGAACCAGCAUGAAUUUGCACAAUUAAAAUGAUGUACCACUUAUCCAUGCCUCGCUGUUGACUCCACAAGAAGGACAAAAACCAAAGUUAGAACCUGCAUUAAAUUUAUUAGCUUGAAUGGAGUCCUCGGCUUCUGUGCUAACCGUCGCCUGCUUCUUGCUCUUGUGCUCGUAAGAAACUGGCCUUCUUCUGGGCGACGCGGUUCUUUCUCUGUGCCAGGGAUAGCUUGGCGCGAUUCCAUCUGUCCGGGAACAAACAAGAGUAGCAUUAGCA